AUGAAAAUCAACAGUAAACAACUUCGAUAUGCUCAUGCUGAGGGUCAUACAGACGUAUGUUACACUGAAGAUGGGAGACAUAUAAUUACUUGCGGGCACGAUGGUGAUGUUAGAAUAUGGUUAGAUAUCGAGGAUGAUGACCCCAACUCUCAUUGUGUCGGUGAGAGUGCGCUGGCUGUGUGCUUUAAAGAUAACCGAUUGCUUGUCGCUACUGAUAAUCAUGUAGUCCAAGCAUAUACAUUUCCAGCGUUCGAUAAAGACGGAAUUAUAUCGAGGUUUACAGCUCCAGUCACUCAAAUUACUUCAAACUCGAAAAUAGAAGCUUUAGGAUGUACAUCAGAGAAUAUGGAAGCAAGAAUAUGUAGCUUGGAAGGUGGUGCUCCUCUGUUAGUAAUGUCAGAACACAAAGGUCCAGUGCUUAGUAUGGCUAUAUGUCCACACAUGAAAUAUGCUUGUACAGCUUCUGGAGAUGGCUUUCUUAGAGUAUGGGAUAUUGACACACAAAAAAUAGUCAAAGAAAUUUCUUGUGUUCCUAAAAUAAACACUUUCUAUUCUGCUAAAGUUUUGUGUCGAAUGGAUUUUGAACCCUCAGAUGGAAAAUAUCUUGCAUAUCCAAGUAAUAGGGAAAUAAUUAUAUUGAGCAGUGAAAAUUGGAGUCAAAGAAUGACCUUUACUCACAGUACCAUAAAGUGUGGAAUCUCACAGUGUGUUUUCUCACCGUGUGGACAGUAUUUAGCUGGAAGCACAGUGGCUGGACAGAUAGCUGUGUGGGAGGUUGAUUCAGGGACUUGUAUGGGUAUUAUUGAGCAUCCCACUUCGCAUAAUGUUUCUGCUAUGGCAUGGAAUCCAAAAGGUAAUGGAGUACUUGUAUAUUGUGACGUCGCUGGUCAAUUAGGCAUGUUGGUUAACUGCUAUGGCAAAGAUAGUUCAAAGAUUGGUGAAGAUAUUGAAACUGUGGAAAGAGAGGAAGAUAAUGAUGAAGUCUUAGAUAAUUUGAUUGAACAUUAUGAAAGUGAUGAUGACAAUGCAAUAUCAUUGGAGAAGAUAAAAAAUGAGACACUUGGCUUGGUUGAAAAGGAUGACUCAAGGCCGGUCUCCAGGGCAACUGAACAUGUGACCACUAGUGAGCCAAUUCAAGCUCCAUUCCAGCCUUCGUCUACACCUGUUCAUCUUGAACAUAGAUAUAUGUGCUGGAAUGAUGUUGGCAUAGUGCGAUGUCACACUGCUGAGAAUGGGGAAUCCAGCAUUGAUGUGGAAUUCCAUGACUCCAACCUACACCAUGGCUUACAUCUCAACAAUUAUCUUAACCACACCAUGGCUAGCUUGUCGCCCACUGUGUUGGCUUUAGCAUGUCCUACUCCAAGUAAGCUAGUGUGUAUAUCACUAGUAGGAAGCAGCAAGGAAUGGAGUAUAACAAUGCCAGAAACAGAGGAGAUAGUAUGUGUAGCAGCCACUAGUGACAUUGUCGCUUGUGCCACGGAUGCCAGAUUCCUUAGACUAUUUACACCUUUAGGUACACAGAGACAAGUGGUGUCUUUACCGGGCGCGCCGGUCUGCCUGGCGGGGCGCGACGGCACGCUGGCGGCGGCGUAUACCUGUAGCGGGGUCGGUUAUACAAAAAAAAAAAAAAAAUCGAUUAUUAUAAAAAUCGUGUUAGGCGUUUGCGGGGCGCUGCGCAUGCGCACGUGGGCGCUGGCCACGAGCGCGGGCGCGGGCGCGCGGCUGGCGUGGCUGGGCUGCAGCGACGCGGGCGCGCCCGUGGCGCUGGACGGCGCGGGCGCGCUGCGCCGCCUGCACGAGGCGGCCGGCGCCUGGCUGCCGCUCGCCGACCUCGCGCAGCACCGCCGCGGCGUCUCCGACUCCUGGUUCGUCGUCUCGGUGAGCGAGAGUGAACAAAAAGUACGAGCAAUACUAUGCAGGGGAUCUUCGUUCCCUUUGACUGUACCAAAGCCAAUUGUUGCAGAGCUACCGUUACAAGUGCCUCUCUGUGAGUUAGAUACAGAAAAAAGUCAGUAUGAGGAGCAGCUAGUGCGGUGGUCGCACACCGUUCCCGACGUGGACGUGAAAACCGCGCGGGAAACCGCUCUGAAGUUAUUUGCUCUCGCCUGCCGUAGUGAAGUAGAACAGAGGGCGCUCGAACUAAUGGAAUUACUGAAAGACGAUCGUCUUUUGCCGCUGGCCGCGAAGUACGCCUCACGUUUAGGUCGAAUGCAUUUAGCGGAAAAAUUGGCAAAUCUUUCAGAAACGUGGGAAAGGCAGUCUGAAAGAUUAGAUGUUGCACAAAGCUCACAUUUUCCAGGGUUGGAAAGUCAGGAAAUCAAUGAAGUAACAAAUUCAGAACAAGAUCUAAAUGCCAGUUUAAUUAUACCACAAAAAACUUCAAAAAAGAAGACAGAAAGUGAUACAACUAUAAAACCUGUUCCUAUGAAAUCAUCUCCUGGAGGUGCUAGAAAUCCAUUUAGGAAACAAGCUGAAACGGCUAAAAUAGUCAGCCAAAGUCCUCUUAGUUUAACUGAAAGGACACUGGUAGAAGUGCACGCGGUUGAAGACAAACGCGAGAACAAUGAUCCCCUCAAACCACUCGAUGGAGAAGUUUUUGUCGAUUGGUUUUCGAGAAACAAAUCUUUGUUAGAACAACAAAAUUCUGAACUAACUCCCUCAGAAUUGACUAGACAUUGUGUGAGGAAAUUUAAAAGUCUUCAGACUAAAAAUAAUGAAAACGGUCAGAAAAGGAAACUAGACGAUGAUGUGGAUGACCCCCCAGUAACCAAUACUCCAAAACAAUCCAAACUUAGUGCUUUUGCUUUCUCGAAAAAGAAUUGAUUCAACUAAGUAUUACCACGGCGUAUAACAUCAAAGACAAUAUAAACUUUUGCAGGCCACUUAUUUAUUUUAAAGGAUUUUUAAACAUUAGACUUAAGAUCAUAGCCUUAAAUUUUAUACUAUAGUUUUUUUAUUAAAAAUGAUUAUUUAAA
Melitaea cinxia (Glanville fritillary) is the source of this 2975-nucleotide messenger RNA. RefSeq names its product WD repeat and HMG-box DNA-binding protein 1 (gene Ctf4). Lineage: Eukaryota; Metazoa; Arthropoda; Insecta; Lepidoptera; Nymphalidae. Gene Ontology annotation, cellular component: nuclear replication fork. The transcript has 16 exons. Bases 1 to 2823 code for a protein of 940 amino acids. Gene Ontology annotation, biological process: DNA repair; mitotic cell cycle; DNA-templated DNA replication. Gene Ontology annotation, molecular function: protein binding; chromatin binding. The record is from RefSeq and is a predicted model, not a curated record.